GGGGGAGGGGGAGACAAGAUGGCGGAAGCCUCGGCGGCAGCGGCGGCCACCGUCUCUCAGCAUCGCUUCUUCUGCCACAGCUGCAAGGGGGAGGUUAGCCCCAAGUUGCCGGAGUUCACUUGUCCCAGAUGUGAAUCUGGAUUUAUCGAAGAGGUGACAGAUGACUCCAGUUUUCUAGAAGGAGGUGGAGGCGGAAUAGACGACAGCCCUUCUUCCCAGUUUGCAGACUUUUGGGACCAGCUGGAUCACUCGAUGGUCUUCCCAGACUUCCGGCCGCUCCUGAGCAGCUCGCCGGAGCAAGACGGCCGGGACAACGAAAGGGGCCACCAAGCCCACGCGGACCUGUGGGGACCAAGCAGACCUCCGCGGCUGCCCAUGACGCGGAGGUACAGAUCCCGAGGCAGCACACGGCCAGACAGGUCGCCAGCUAUCGAAGGAAUAAUACAACAGAUCUUUGCGGGCUUCUUUGCGAAUUCAGCCAUUCCCGGCUCUCCUCACCCCUUUUCCUGGGGUGGCAUGUUGCACUCGAAUCCCGGGGACUAUGCUUGGGGUCAGAGCGGCCUUGACGCGAUCGUAACGCAGCUUUUGGGGCAGCUGGAAAAUACAGGACCUCCCCCAGCAGACAAAGAGAAGAUUUCUUCCCUCCCGACAGUGACCGUCACUCAGGAACAAGUCGAUACGGGCCUGGAGUGCCCCGUGUGUAAAGAAGACUACACCAUAGCGGAGCAGGUCCGGCAACUCCCGUGCAAUCACUACUUCCACAGCAGCUGCAUCGUGCCCUGGUUAGAACUGCACGACACGUGUCCCGUGUGCCGGAAGAGCUUGAACGGCGAGGACUCCACUCGGCAAGCACCAAACUCGGAGGCGGCGGCGAGCAAUUCCUUUAGCAGUGCAAGCCACUUACACGACCGAUGGACUUUCUGAAGCCCCCAGCGCAGGGAGG
This is a messenger RNA of Euleptes europaea (tarantolino), 943 nucleotides long. RefSeq names its product ring finger protein 115 (gene RNF115). The record is from RefSeq and is a predicted model, not a curated record. NCBI's taxonomy places the organism in Eukaryota, Metazoa, Chordata, Lepidosauria, Squamata, Sphaerodactylidae. Gene Ontology annotation, molecular function: ubiquitin protein ligase activity. The transcript is spliced from 9 exons. Bases 19 to 924 code for a protein of 301 amino acids. Gene Ontology annotation, biological process: ubiquitin-dependent protein catabolic process; protein ubiquitination; positive regulation of DNA-templated transcription. Gene Ontology annotation, cellular component: cytoplasm; nucleoplasm.